Vanrija pseudolonga is the source of this 2116-nucleotide messenger RNA. RefSeq names its product Aspartate--tRNA ligase, cytoplasmic (gene DPS1). Bases 31 to 1716 code for a protein of 561 amino acids. Gene Ontology annotation, biological process: aspartyl-tRNA aminoacylation. Gene Ontology annotation, molecular function: aspartate-tRNA ligase activity; ATP binding; RNA binding. Gene Ontology annotation, cellular component: cytoplasm; cytosol; aminoacyl-tRNA synthetase multienzyme complex. The transcript has 6 exons. NCBI's taxonomy places the organism in Eukaryota, Fungi, Basidiomycota, Tremellomycetes, Trichosporonales, Trichosporonaceae. The record is from RefSeq and is a predicted model, not a curated record.
GCCACAACGCUCCACCACAUCACACACACCAUGUCCGAGCCCACCAAGCCCGCUGCCCCCGCUGCUGAGGUGCCCGCUGCCGCCGCCCCCGCUGAGGGCGAGGCUGCCGCUGGCCCCAGCAAGUCUGAGCUCAAGAAGCAGGCCAAGGCGGCCGAGAAGGCCAAGAAGGCCGCUGAGCGUGCUGCUCGCGAGGAGGAGGAGAAGAAGAAGCGCGAGGCUGCCGCUGCUGUCGACCACGCUGCACAGAACUAUGGCAAGCUGCCGCUCCACCAGUCUCAGGAGCGCCUCGGCCGCGAGUGGCUCUCGUUUGAGAAGCUCACCGACGCCGACGUCGGCAAGGAGGUCGUCUUCCGUGCCCGUCUGCACAACAUGCGCCCCCAGGGUGCCAAGAUUGUCUUCCUCCAGCUCCGUCAGCAGAUCGAGACGCUCCAGGGUGUCCUCGUCGCCUCGUCGAGCGAGAGCGACCCCCACCAGGUGUCCAAGCAGAUGCUCAAGUACGCCCAGCAGAUCCCCGCCGAGUCGAUUGUUGUCGUUGAGGGAGUGAUCAAGAAGGCCGAGGUCAAGUCGUGCACCAUCCAGAACUACGAGGUUGGAAUCUACAAGCUCCACACCCUCGUCGAGGCCGAGCCCCUCCCCUUUUCGAUCGAGGACGCCUCGCGCUCCGAGGCCGACAUUGAGAAGGGCGAGAAGGAGGGCAUCCAGUACUCCAAGGUAUCGCUCCCCACCCGUCUUGACAACCGUGUCCUCGACCUCCGCACGCCUGCCAACCAGGCCAUCUUCCGCAUCCAGUCGGGUAUCUGCCAGCUGUUCCGUGACCACCUCAACGGCGAGGAGUUUAUCGAGAUCCACUCGCCCAAGCUCCAGGGUGCCGCUACCGAGUCGGGUGCCUCGGUCUUCAAGGUCCAGUACUUCAAGGAGACCGCCUUCCUCGCCCAGUCGCCCCAGCUUGCCAAGCAGAUGUGUAUCGCUGCCGACUUUGGCAAGGUCUACGAGAUCGGCCCCGUCUUCCGUGCCGAGAACUCGAACACUUACCGCCACCUGACCGAGUUCAACGGUCUUGAUCUCGAGAUGGCCAUCACCGAGCACUACCACGAGGUUGUCGACGUCCUCGACAACCUCCUCAUCUCCAUCUUCAAGGGCCUCGAGGCCAAGUUUGAGAAGGAGAUUGAGGCUGUCCGCAAGCAGUUCCCCUGCGACAAGUUCACCUACCUCGACAAGACUCUCCGUCUCACCCACAAGGAGGUCGUCAAGAUGCUCCAGGAGGCUGGCGCCAAGGACUCUGAGGGCAACCUUAUCGGCGACCAGGAGGACCUUAGCACUGAGAACGAGCGCUUCCUUGGCAAGCUCAUCAAGGAGAAGUACAACACCGACUACUUCAUUGUCGACAAGUUCCCUCUUGCUAUCCGUCCCUUCUACACCAUGCCCGACCCCACUGACCCCACCGUCUCCAACUCGUACGACUUCUUCAUGCGCGGCGAGGAGAUCCUCUCGGGUGCCCAGCGUAUCCACGACCCCAACUUCCUGGUGCAGCGCAUCAAGGAGCUCGGCGCGGACCCCGCGUCGCUCGAGGACUACGUCUCGGCCUUCCGUCUCGGCGCUCCUCCCCACGGCGGUGGUGGUAUUGGUCUCGAGCGUGUCCUGUUCUUCUACCUCAACCUGCAGAACAUCCGCAGGGGAAGCUUGUUCCCCCGCGACCCUGCUCGCCUGAGGCCUUGAGCGCGUCGUGCAUCGUUUGCAUUGAAGGGGUAUAUCUGGCUUAGAGAGUCACACAAAAGGCCGCACCCAGUGGUCUAGCACAGCGGCUUGCCUCAUGCAGAGAGUUGUCGUGAUACUGGUGAUAACAAAAGGUGGAGGUACUAACCUCGGCCGGUGCUGUAGUGAUCGCCACUGUCGGAAGGAGCUUGCACCAGGCCUCUUGAUCCGGCGUUCACGGGUUCGAUUAUUGGCACAGGCGACCAGGCGGGCGAACGCCACAGCUUUCGCAGCGACGCUUCCGACUGUUCACAGCAGAAGCGUGCGUCGUGCGUCCCGUCGGUAUGGCUGUUCGGUAACGAGGAGGCGAGUAGCGAGGGGGCAACGGGCGGCGAGCGACGGGCAGGUCGACGACGAUCAACAG